Messenger RNA from Acanthosepion pharaonis, 621 nucleotides. The record is from the annotation of a GenBank genome assembly. Lineage: Eukaryota; Metazoa; Mollusca; Cephalopoda; Sepiida; Sepiidae.
AUGAAAAUAUGUGUGUGGAACAUACAAAUGUUCACAGAGCUGUGUCAAACUAAACUAGGACUCAUAAAUAUUAUCUAUCUAUCUAUCUAUCUAUCUAUCUAUCUAUCUAUCUAUCUAUCUAUCUGUCUGUCCCAGUCAGUUGAUGUAUCUAUCUAUCUAUCCUACCUAAUUGUCCUUCUUUAUAAUUUCCUCCCCGUCACUGUUAUUAUAUUUCCUUUCUUUUUUUCCCAACCCAAUUUCCCUCUUUCUAUAACAUCGGUUCUUCUGUGUUCCUGUGCUUUCUCGACGCUUUUUCAACAUUCUUUGCGCCAUUUUCUGAAAAUCAGCAACAAACGCUUUUCAGAAGGCCCAAUUUUUCUUUCUUUCUUUCUUUCUUUCUUUCUUUCUUUCUUUCUUUCUUUCUUUGACGUUUCAUUUUUCAUUCUAUUUGUUAAUGAAUGUUAUCCAUUUUUCUCUUUCAGUCGAAUCGCUUCCUUAUUCUUCUCCAUCCCUUUAAAGCUGUUCUCGUGCAUUUUUCAUUUAAAUAUUAUUACUUCUCUUUUUUAUUUGAUUUCUCUUUCGUCUCUGUUCUUCCUUCGCCAUCUUCUCUUUCAACCAACCCAUAUCUCAAAAUGUUCGUAA